AUGCAAGCCACAUUAGCCCGACUAAUGCGCAAAACUGUGGAAAAGGGGAUGUCGGGAGGGGAGGGGAGAGCCUGCGUGUGCUGCUUAUCCCCCCGUGCUCCCCUUCUCCGCCCUUGUGCACCCACCCCUCAUCUCCCCUCCGCUCACCUCUCGUCCCCCCCCCCCCCUCGCCCCCUUCCCCCCUCUUCCCCCACCUCGCACCCAGCCCUCAUCACUCCGUCCCCUCUCCUCCCAACCCCCACCCAUCUCCCCUCAUUCCGUCCCCUCCGCUGCUUAUCCACCCGUGCUCCCCUUCUCCGCCCUUGUGCACCCACCCCUCAUCUCCCCUCCGCUCACCUCUCGUCCCCCCCCCCCCCCCUCGCCCCCUUCCCUCCUCUUCCCCCACCUCGCAUCCAGCCCUCAUCACUCCGUCCCCUUUCCUCCCACCCCCCACCCAUCUCCCCUCAUUCCGUCCCCUCCGCUGCUUAUCCACCCGUGCUCCCCUUCUCGACCCUUGUGCACCCACCCCUCAUCUCCCCUUCGCUCACCUCUCGUCCCCCCCUUCACCCUUUUCCCCCCUCUCCCCCCUCAUCCUCCCCCGCCCCCCCCCCCCCCCGCCCUCCUUCCGCUUUCCCCCACUCUCCCCUCAUCUGCCCCAACCCAUUCGCUCCUCAUUCGCAUCCCCCAUCCAUCCCUCACUCCAGGCAUCCCCCAUCCAUCCCUUUCUCCAGGCAACCCCCCACCUUCACCCCUGCUCCCUCCCCCCCCCCCCCCCCCCCCAAUCUCUCAUUCCACCUCCACUCACCCCUCAUCUCCUCACGGCUCUCCUCCAAUUCCCUCCACGCCCCUCUCCUGCUCAAUCCCUCAUCCCCCCCCCCCACCCCCACCACACCCCCCGUCACCUCUGCUGCUACUUGUCUUUGCUCCGUCUCUUUUGGUAAUUGCCUUAGCUAG
Molecule: messenger RNA, 933 nt
Organism: Closterium sp. Naga37s-1
Lineage: Eukaryota; Viridiplantae; Streptophyta; Zygnematophyceae; Desmidiales; Closteriaceae
Source: the annotation of a GenBank genome assembly